AUGCCAAGCAAAAUCGCAACACCCGAGGAGUACCUCCCAGCCCACCUCGCGCUCCUCGCCAAAGAAAAACAACUCAGGGAGCUAUCCUCCUCUGUUGCCGCCGAGCGGCGUGCUCUCCCCAUGGUCCACAUAAUCAAACCCUACGCUUUCACCAGUCCCACUGGCCCAACCACCCUCAAAGACCUCUUUGGGACUAAAUCCCAACUGAUCAUCUACCGCUACAUGUUCGAACCUACCGCUGAGGAAGGUUGCCAAGGUGGCGCCAAAAGAGUAUAA
This is a messenger RNA of Cadophora gregata, 276 nucleotides long. RefSeq lists its product as uncharacterized. The transcript is spliced from 2 exons. NCBI's taxonomy places the organism in Eukaryota, Fungi, Ascomycota, Leotiomycetes, Helotiales, Ploettnerulaceae. Bases 1 to 276 code for a protein of 91 amino acids. The record is from RefSeq and is a predicted model, not a curated record.